Messenger RNA from Oppiella nova, 306 nucleotides. The record is from the annotation of a GenBank genome assembly. NCBI's taxonomy places the organism in Eukaryota, Metazoa, Arthropoda, Arachnida, Sarcoptiformes, Oppiidae.
AUGAACCAAAACAAGUAUAUGAGUGCCACUAACAGAGAAAAGUUGGAUAUGGAUUGUCUUCGGACUGUCCAACAGAUCAAACAAAAGUUUCACCACUUUCUGCAUCAACUGAUCACUUGUACGUCCGAUUGCCCACAACUCCAGACCCAUAUCGGGCCCAAAGACUUCUUCUUCGAUGGCAACGUAACAAUUUGGUUGAACUGCACGGAAGACACCAAUAACAUAACGUUCUUCUCGACGACAGAGAAAAGCAUUUGUCUUAUAUCUCAAACUUUACUCAAGAAACCAAACGACAAUUUUUUAUAA